AUGGCUACACCAAAAAACGUUAAAUUGGUUAUAGUAGGCGACGGAGCUGUUGGGAAGACAUGUAUAUUAUGUUCAUACACGAGUGGGUCCUUUCCAACACAAUACGUUCCAACUGUCUUUGAAAAUUACAACGCUAUAACCAAAGUUGACAAUGAAGAAAUUAACUUGUCUUUGGUGGAUACUGCCGGGCAAGAAGAAUAUGAUCGACUCAGACAUUUAUCAUACCCCGGGUGCAACUGUUUUUUAAUGUGUUUUUCUUUGAUCUCACAAGGGUCUUUAGAUAACAUUGAAGGGAAGUGGAAACCCGAAAUCGAUGAAUAUGCUUUGGGCACUCCAUUUCUAUUGAUUGGAACAAAAGCAGAUCUUCGAGAAGACCAAGAUUUUUUGAAGAAGGCAAAGGAAGAGAAUAUCACUAUUAUGGACUCAAGUAAGGGAGAGGAAAUGACCAAGAAACUUGGAGCUAAAAAGUACAUUGAAUGCUCGGCACUCACUCAGUUCAAUUUAAAGGAAUUGUUUAUGGAAGCUGCUAAAGUCGGCCUUACAUAUACACCCAAAAUGGAAAAUGAGGAAGAGAAUAAAAAGAAAGACGGCAAAUGUUGCCAGUUACUUUAA
Messenger RNA from Entamoeba invadens IP1, 612 nucleotides. RefSeq names its product Rho GTPase, putative. Bases 1 to 612 code for a protein of 203 amino acids. The record is from RefSeq and is a predicted model, not a curated record. The transcript has a single exon. Gene Ontology annotation, molecular function: GTP binding; GTPase activity. Gene Ontology annotation, biological process: small GTPase-mediated signal transduction. NCBI's taxonomy places the organism in Eukaryota, Evosea, Mastigamoebida, Endamoebidae.